Messenger RNA from Didymosphaeria variabile, 1311 nucleotides. RefSeq lists its product as uncharacterized. Bases 1 to 1311 code for a protein of 436 amino acids. NCBI's taxonomy places the organism in Eukaryota, Fungi, Ascomycota, Dothideomycetes, Pleosporales, Didymosphaeriaceae. Gene Ontology annotation, molecular function: FAD binding. The record is from RefSeq and is a predicted model, not a curated record. The transcript has 3 exons.
AUGGGCACAUUACACGACCGUGGUAUGCCUCCACUCAAGAUCCUCAUCUCUGGGGGUGGUAUUGCAGGUCCUUGCCUCGCCUGGUGGUUGAACAAAGCAAAGGUCGACGCACAAAUAACCAUUAUUGAACGCGCACCCGAACCUAGAGCGUCGGGCCAAGCAGUCGACAUCCGAGGUGCUGCAGUCGAUGUUAUGAAAGCUAUGGGUCUUGAACAGGCGAUUCGAGACAAGAACACGACCGAAGUGGGGUUCGAGUUUGUGUACGCAGACGGCGUGUCCAAAGCCAGAAUGGGAGCCACUGGAGACGACAAGAACCAGAGCUUCACAAGCGAGUACGAGAUCUUAAGGGCCGACUUAGCGAACAUCUUCUACGAUGCGACGAAGGAUAUGAAGAGCAUUGAAUAUGUUUUCGACGAGACUAUCAAAGACCUAGUGCAAGACACCCAAACAGAUAAGGUACAUGUUACUUUCACCAAUCAUCUCCCGCAAGCAUACUACGAUCUUGUCGUUGGUGCGGACGGCCAGGUCUCGCGCACACGCCGUCUAGCUUUCGGCCACGGACCGCAAAAGGACGAUUAUCUUCGUCGACUAGGCGAGUACAUGGCCUUCUUCACGAUCCCGCGCGUUGAGAGCGACUCGCAGUGGGCGCAGUGGUAUGUCACAACACGAGGCCGACUUGUGUGCACACGGCCUUCACCAUACAACGACACGCGCGUUUUUUUCGGAGUAGUUGACUGGGACCUCAAGCGCUUCGGUAAGAUUGAGGAUGCGGUGAAGAAGCGGGAUGAGAUAAGGGAAAAGGAGUGGCUAGGCAAGGAAUUUGAAGGAGCGGGGUGGGAAAGUAAAAGAGUCUUGGAAGGUAUGAAGACGGCGCAGGAUUUCUACAUGCAAGAGAUAGUGCAAGUAAAAAUGGGUGAGGAAGGUUUUGCGAAGGGCAGGGUUGCGCUGCUAGGUGAUGCUGGAUAUUGUCCUUCACCACUUUCUGGAAUGGGAACCGCUCUCGCCAUUGUAGGCUCCUACGUACUUGCUGGUGAGAUAGCAAGCUCGCCCUCAGACAUACCUGCGGCUCUGCAACGGUACGUUACAACAUUGCGGCCGUUCUCGGACCAGUGCCAGAGACUGAUCCCGGGAAUGCCUCAAGUCGGCUUUCCCCAAAGUGCUUGGGGCUUGAAGAUUUUGGGCAUGUUCGUAACUGUCAUCACAUCUCCUAUAUGGCAGCGCAUCGGACCUUGGGUGAAGUGCGUAUUGCCGAAAGACUUUAAACGGGACAAGUGGCAGCUUCCAAAGCAAUACGCCGGAAUGAGUGUGUAG